Molecule: messenger RNA, 4031 nt
Organism: Cuscuta epithymum
Lineage: Eukaryota; Viridiplantae; Streptophyta; Magnoliopsida; Solanales; Convolvulaceae
Source: the annotation of a GenBank genome assembly
UCCGACACUCCCGAAGGCCGAAGUAAGCAAGAUCAACUUAUCCAUGGCACGCUAACUCAGUCGCCAAGCAUCACAAUUAAGCAAAAUGUGCUAUAGAAGUAAAAAAGAUGGGACCUUUAUGACGGCUAAUGGGUUUUAUAAAUCACUUUAUUACAUUUUCUUGAUCGUUGUGAUGGCUGGCUGGAUAGAGGUGGCCGCCGAUGAAGAAAAGCGAAUUCCCACCACCUUGGAUGGCCCUUUCAAGCCUGUGACGAGGAGGUUCGACCCUUCUUUGCGCCAAGGCAGUGAUGACUUGCCCAUGGAACAUCCCAGGCUCCAGAGGAAUGUAACCUCCAUGUUUCCUGAGCAGGUCGCUCUUGCAUUAUCCACCCCUACUUCUAUGUGGGUCUCUUGGGUCACUGGGGAAUCUCAGAUUGGAUUGAAUGUGACGCCACUAGAUCCAGCAAAAGUAAGAAGCGAGGUGUUUUAUGGAAAAUCAAGUGGGGCUUACACAAAGACAAAAACUGGGGUUUCAAUGGUUUACAGUCAGUUGUAUCCAUUUGAAGGUCUAUGGAAUUACACUUCUGGCAUUAUUCAUCAUGUUAAAAUCGAUGAUCUUGAGCCUGAGACAAAGUAUUACUACAAGUGUGGAGAUAGUAUUUUAGGCUCAAUGAGUGAGGAGUUUGUAUUUGAGACCUUGCCUUUGCCUGCACCUCACAAGUAUCCUUGUCGAAUAGCUGUGGUUGGAGAUUUAGGCCUCACAAGCAAUUCAACUACAACCAUUGAUCAUCUCAUUGCGAAUGAUCCUUCAAUGGUAUUGAUGGUUGGGGACAUGACAUAUGCAAAUCAGUACGUUACAACCGGUGGAAAAGCGGCCUCUUGCUAUUCAUGUCAGUUUCCUGAUUCGCCCAUCAGGGAGACCUAUCAACCUCGUUGGGAUGGAUGGGGAAGGUUUAUGGAACCAUUGACCUCAAGAGUUCCAAUGAUGGUCAUAGAAGGCAACCAUGAGAUUGAACCCCAAGCAGAAGCAGUAACAUUUAGGUCAUAUUUGACAAGAUUUUCUGUCCCUUCAAAUGAAUCGGGAUCUAUGAGUAACUUCUACUACUCAUUUAAUGCUGGUGGUGUACAUUUCAUAAUGCUUGGGGCCUAUGUUGACUACAACAGAACUGGUGCUCAGUAUAGUUGGCUAAUAGAAGACUUGAAGAAAUUAGAUCGCAGCAUAACUCCAUGGCUUGUUGCUGCAUGGCAUCCUCCUUGGUAUAACAGCUACUCAUCACACUAUCAGGAAUUUGAGUGCAUGAGGCUAGAAAUGGAACAAGUCUUGUAUCACUAUGGAGUUGACAUUGUCUUUUCCGGACAUGUUCAUGCAUAUGAGCGGAUGAACCGUGUGUACAAUUAUACUCUGGAUCCUUGCGGGCCAGUCUACAUAACAGUGGGGGAUGGUGGUAACAUUGAGAAGGUUGAUGUUUGAUAGGAAUGGGCCUAUGGUAGAUAAUAAUAAUAAGUGGGCCUAUUAUUUUAGAUAAAAAAUGGGCUUGUACUAUAAAGAGUAAGGAAGGGGGGAGGGAAAAGGGAGGCUUUUGGACUUUAGGUCUGGGACUGGGAAGACUAGAGAUUAUUCAUCUCUUCUCUUUGGGGCUUCGGCCUUGUUACUGUUACUAUUCAUCUUCUUCAAUAAACAUUUUCAGUUUGUUUCUUGAUCUUUUUUUCUGUAAAUCUUUCUGGGAUCUUGGGGUUUCUAUCAUUGGUAUCAGAGCGUCUUUUCUGGUGACCUGAUUUCUUGUUGAAAUCGAGAAUUUUUUUUGGGUUCUUACGGUGAAUGGUGCGUACCAGAGCAAAAUGGAACAAAGGAUGGAGGCGAUGGAGCGGACUCAUGUUAUGAUGGAGCGUAAUCAUGAUAUGAUUGUAGCGAUGACCAGACAGCUAGGUGCGAUAAUAGGAAAGAUGGAUGCGAUGAUCGAGGAAACCCGUGAGAGUAGGAGGUCGCGAUCUCAUCAUCUUCACCAAUCACGAACUGUUUCUUCGGGUUCGCAAAGUUCGCAGAAAUCUCGAACUGUUUCUUCUGGUUCGCAGGAGUCGCGAACUAUGGCGCACUCGCGAAAGGAUUUGCGCGGUUCCCGACCGCCAUCGCAAAAAGAUUCUCAACGUUCGUCGAAGCUAGAGGUUCCUUGCAGUACGUCGCUAGCCGCGUCUCAAAGUGCGACUUCAUCAGCAGUUUCUCAGUCGCAAACUGCUCCUCUCAGUUCGCAAGCUUCACGAUCGGUUUCAAGUUCUAAAUUUUCCUCGCGAAGUGCUUAUGCCCAACCCUCCUCAUCGCAAACUUUGUUUUCACAUUCGCAGUCGCAAUCGCGAACUGUUCCUCUCAGUUCGCAGGGGUCUGGUUUUCUUCUGCAGGCGUCUUCAUCUACUCUCUGUUCGCAUCAGAGUUUUCAAUCGAGAGAAGACUAUUCGUGUUUGCAAGUUUUAUCGCAAACCAUCUCUAAAUCUGUGAAAGUUUAUCCCCAGUUGAUGAAGAAUAAAGAGUUGAAGACAGCUGAAUAUGUAAUCAAGAAACCUACUGGAGACAAAAACGAGGAGCUAAUUACAGUUGCAGGAGGACCUGAAGCUACUGCAAUUGCUGAACUACUCAGUCAUGCACAGGUAUCACCUAUUUCAGAAGCCAUAUCACUAGACGUUACCCGAAAAAGAAUUUCAGAGGGCUCAAAGCUGGAAAGAAAUGUUGAGUCAAAGCCAUUUGCACCUUCAGUUCAACAAGUGAAGAUGAAGCAAGAAAUUCUGAGAGCAGAAAACAUUGAGUCAUCAAAUAACCUUGAACCUCGACGAGUUCAUGAACUGGAUUUGGGUGUUCAAAUAGAUAUGCUGCAUCAUCCUUCAUCAAAGGGAAGGUUGGAAGGGAUGAAGCAGAUUGAGGAUUUAAAAAUUAAGGGUGUGAAUUCUAUGAAAUAUAUCCGAAUGAGAUUGGGAAUAGGAUUGGCUGGGAAUGAUAAGAAAAAUGGUAAGGAAAUGCCAGUAGUUUAUAUAUUUGUUCCAGAUGAGGGUGUAGUCUGUGACUAUCAGUUUCAUAUGGUAUGUUCUGACAAAGGAAUGAAGGCUACAGAUAACCAGAAAUAUGAUACAUCGGGUGUGUUAGCCGUUGAUCUGCUAACUACAGUUCAUAAAGCUUCAGCAGGAACUGCUAUUCCUUGGCAGUCCAAUUUAAUAGCUACUGCUGCAUUUAGGAAGCCAUGGAAGGAUUGGAUGUAUGUGAAAAAGGAGGGUGUACAAGCGGGAUCAGUUCAGAAGGAUGCUAGUGGAAGGUUAUGGUGGAAGAAUGAAUUUGAUUGGACUACUAAGUGCUGGACUUCAGGGAUGACCGGUUGCAAGAGGCUUACAGAUAAUCCACCUCAGUUUGCAGCAGGUUCUGCACCAUUCAUGUUAUUGUUUGCACCUAUCAAUUCUGGAUUACAGGAUUCGUAUGGGAAAGUUUCCUUUAAUAACUCUGAAGUUGAAUCUGCCAUAGUUGUUGAUCAGUUAAGCGAUGCUCAUGCUGUUAUUAUCGGUUCCAAGAAAUACUGCAUGUCAGAUACUACAACUUCAAGGACUGGAGCCACUGAAAUCCAAGAGCUUGAGUUAUAUCAAGAGGUAAGACUUGUUAAAAAUUGGAAGAUGGAGCAGUUGGUGAUUGGGCAGAUUGAUAAAAUUCCAUUCCAUCAUGAACAAAGCCACCUGACUGGUACAGAUGCUCUGAAAAUAGGAGAUCUGUUGAGGCUUUUGCUAGAAGAAGUAAGGAGGAAGACUCAAGUAUGGAAGAUCUUAGUCCAGAAAUCAGUCAAGUACUGGGAGGGGAGAAGUGCAAGAAUGAAGUGCAAGUGGAAGAUCAAGGCUGACUCCUAUCACCCACCUUGAGGGCAAGGUGGUUAUUCAGGGGGGGAGUAAUGAUAGGAAUGGGCCUAUGGUAGAUAAUAAUAAUAAGUGGGCCUAUUAUUUUAGAUAAAAAAUGGGCUUGUACUAUAAAGAGUAAGGAAGGGGGGAGGGAAAAGGGAGGCUUUUGGACUUUAGGUCUGGGACUGGGA